AUGGAUGAUUCAGCUGCCAUCAACGAAUUAUCCAAUCAAUGGUGCAUAUUACUUACUGCCCAAUGCUGUCAUGCCCUUCCUAUCUCACCAAACGAGCUCAGUAUGAAGAUUUCUAAUCUUGCAGAGAGCCAGGAAGAAGAAUCAGUCGGAAAAAUCAUCCUCUCUGGUUACAGUAUGUCCAAAACUAAUGAAAUCGAUAAAAUAAGUAUGAUGUUUGACAGUUUAUCUACGAUUUUAUACCAAUUUCACUCAAGACCCGAGUUUCCACGAAUAUUCAACAAAGUUUUCUUCAUAACAGCCUCUGUCUUUUCCAUGAAUAACGCUAAUUCUGAAGCAAAGAAGGUAGUUAAGGCUAUUCACACAGAUGACAUUGAUAAAGCAGUUCCUUUGAACGAAUUCCAGGUCAUUGAGUCCAGAGUUUUUAUAUUGUUCUCUACAAUGCUAUCAGCAGCCUCAAAUUUACCUCAAAUAAAACUUCACGAAUUUAAUCACAAAAUUAUCAAUACAAUCUUUAGAUACCUCAACUGUACAGAACCACAAUCAGUCAGAACAGCUGUUGGCCAAAUUUUAGCUGUUCUUUCCUCUGUUGUUAUCAACUUAAAACAAAUUAUUUACAUUUUUUGGGUUCAGUUCUCAAAAUGCAAGAAAGAGGACGAAUACAGAAACUUUACGACAUACUUAGAUGGAAUUGCUAAUUUACAGUUUGGAAUAUCGUAUAAUGAAGAUUUUGCUGAAUUGACACUUGAAUUCUUCAACAACUUCAUUGAUAACGAGAAAAAGAUCGACAUUGGUGUUGUCAGACUCAAAUUCCUUUCUACAUUCGAAACAAUCAUCAUAAAUAUCAACAAAAAUCCAGAUAAUUACAGUUUGCAGUAUUUAUCAGUAUUAGAUUCAAUUUGGAAUAUCGCAGUCAAAUGGUCAUCAAAAGGAAAGCACACAUUGUUCUGCUACACCUUCCUUUGCCAUAUUUUGUUAAAUUCUUCUUCAGAUUUUUAUAUAAACCACUCGGAAAAGUACUUUAUUUUGCUUACAAAGUACGCAAAGAAUGGCCAAACAGAUGUUUUGAACCUUGUUUUAUUAAUUCUGAAGAAUGUUCCUGAAUUUUUCAAAAAAGAGAAACAAGAUGAAUUAGUUAAGAUGAUUUCGGACAAAAUUAUUCCUCUUCUCUUCAUAAAUAAUGAUAACAAGAUCAAGUUACGCUUUGAAUACGAAGAUCAGUAUCCAAUUGUACUGAAAAUCAUGAACGAAAUAGGAAAACAAUGUCCAGAAGUAUUAAUAAAUGAAGUUUUCUAUAUAUUGUCCAACAAAGAAGUUACAGAAAGUAACAAAUUGGUCAGAUUAAUUGCAAUUCAGUCUUUGGCCGCUUUGUGCAAAGAAAUUCCAGACAAAAUGAAGGAAUAUAGCAACAGAAUGUCCCAUUUCUUCGAAGAAAUGCUCUUAGCAGCUGAUCCUGACUUUCUUCAUGAGCAACAACACGCAUUACCAACAUUUCCGACAUUCCACUCCGACCAACAGCCGCAGAAUGAGAUUCUAUCACAGAUAGUCUUCUUCUUGUCCGUAAGCGGAGAGUCCUACGCCUUGGAAGCUCAAGAUUCUUUCCGAAAUUUCGUUGAAAAGGUCGUUCAGCCUGAUUUCUGCGGAAAUACACCAAUUAUAUACAUCAACAAUAUCAUCCAGAACAUAGAAUCAGCAACAGCGAGCGAUUCUUACAUUUUUAUUAAUUAUUUAAGGAAUGUUCUCAAAUCUUACCAAAUUAACCUUUCCAACUGCAAGGAUGUGCAAGGAUACAUCUAUAACUUCACAAACGAGUGGGAAGAGAUGAGAAUGAACUUAGAUUGUUUAUUAUUAAUUUUGCUGAUGAGCCCUGACCAAAAGAUCAUCAAUGCAACAGAAGAAGUCAUUGAAGUCCUCAAUACUACCGAAAUAAUACAGUUUGACGAAUUUUGCGAGUAUCAUAAAAAUAAUUUAGCGACAUUCCUCAAAGAAACAGGAACAAAAGACAUCAUUGGUAAUGCAAAGAAGAUGCAAGACACAUACAAAGAGUUUACUGAUGUUUUCCUUUCGAAAUUGUUCUCCAAAUUCGAAAUGAGAAGAAAAACCAUUUCCACGCAGCAUUCGAUCAAAGUCAUCCACUAUCUGACUAAGUUUAUACAGAAUGACAACGAAAUGUUCAAAAAAAUUUUGGUAUUUUUAUUUGGAUAUUUCGUAGAAGAAGCAAACAACCAAGAAAUACCGCAAAUACUGUCCGAACUCGACUAUAGCCUGACAAUUCCUAUUGGCGAUGCACUUUUCGAGUGGUUAUCCACUACAUUCAAAGGAGAUUAUUUCCAUCAAACGACAACCAUCAUGAAAACCAUAGUUUUCAGACCAGAAUUCAAGAAUUUAGACAAAGAAGAUGCCCAUUUACAACAUUUAGAGAAGUUUGUUGUUAUGAUGCUAGGAUAUAAAGAUCUUCGCACAGAAACACACUUCAAGAACUUAGAAGACAGUUAUUCAGUCUAUAUCAAGUGGUGUGAAGAAGAUCCACAUGAAAUGAAGCGAUUAUUCAACACUAAGAUCCUUGUCGACACAAUUUAUUAUUCAUUUUUCAACAUUUUGAAAUCAGACAAUUCGCAAAUCAUGCCAAAGUUUUUCCCAUACACACUUUUCUUAGCAAUCACAGCAACAUUCAAGCACAUCGAAUUACCACGAGAAGGAUACAACAAAUUCUGCAAGUACUUGAAUGAUUUCAUUGAAAUCCACAUUCACGAUGACAUUCUCCAAGGAAAAAUCGUUGAAUGUCUCACAGAACUUCUUAAGAACAACAGACAUCUUCUUCUUGAAUUCUCACGACAAACAUAUUGUUCAUUGUUUGACAUCUAUUCCGGAAGUUUUCUUUUAUCUAUCUGCAAUGUUUUUGUUUUGUGUUCAGAUUUCUUUUCUUUUUAUGAAAAUUCGAAAGUCAUCAUUGUUUAUUUAUUGAUAUUACAUCUUUCUAGUUCUGCCGUUUUCACUCGGAAAGCAUCACACAAACUACUGUCUUUAGUUCUUAAUCGAUGGAAUUCUAUCUUUAAUAAGCAACCACAACGAAAUCUUUUCAUUUACAACUCAGUGAACAACACAUCAUCAUAUAUCGGACACUCAGACAUGUUCAUCAAAUACAUCAUUGAAAGUAUUCCAUCAGAUAUCUGUUUUGAUGUUAUUUCUCUUCUUUCAAACGAUAUGAGUUUAAUCAAGAUUUCACAUGACACUAUAUUAUGUAACAUCAGCAAAGUUAUUCCUGUUGUUGUCAGAGAUUGUGACAUCGAACAUUUGAUUUCGAAUAUAUUGAAACUUGUUUGUUCAUGUGAUUUCAAUCAUUCUAUGACGGCAGAACACAUUGCUAAUAUCUUUGAAUGCGUUUUCAAUUGUAUCAAAACACAUGAUCGAUGUGGUGCUAAGUAUUUGUGUCAAUUGAUCAUUAAAUUCUCAUGUGAUCAUGAAAAUAAUAACAAAAUCAGCGAAUGUUCAGUUGUUGCUCUUUGUUCACUCUUCGAAGUAUUUCCAGGCGAUGUUUCAUCAUAUUUAGUCUCAAUCUUCGAUGUUUACAACUGCAGUGUUUCAGACAACAUCGAUAACUUUGUUUCAUAUCUCAGCAAAUCAGAUAUAACAUUUAUCCCAUCACGUGAAGAGAUCAUCGCAUGCAACAGUCUUUCACAGAUCUUACUUCUUAUUUCAGAUUUUAAUAUUUUUGAUGAAUAUAUUAAGCCACAUUUGAGUUUGCUUUUCUUCUUUGGUUUAUUCAAUUACCAUCGUAAAGAUGUUAAAAUUGGUAAGUUCAAACCUAUGCUUGAUAUCCUUCUUGAGACAGUUCUUCUUCGAAUGAACAAAUCACAGUCAACACGUGAGAAAACACUUUCCACACUUCAGAAUAUUUCAGUUCUUGCAUAUGCAACAAACACAAAUGUUGAGUUCCACAUCCAAUCUAAGAACGAACGAAAGUUCAUUCUUGAAGAUACAGAACUUAUCAAGAAACUUACAAACAUCUUCUGCGAUAACAACAAAGAGAUGAAGAAAGAAAUUUUUAAUAUUGUUUUCUCUAAUUUCUUCCUUUCAGGAAAAUGCGAACGUGCGAAAGAGUUGUUGACAAUGAUGAUCUCACUUCGAGACGAGUACAACACGAACUCUAUAUACAUCAUCCUUCUUUACACACUUCACUCACUGAAGAUCGGCCGCCUUGACUUAGUAACAACACUUGUCAAGAACAUCCAGACGAGACUGAUGACAUGUUCCGAUAAAUCAUUCAUGAACGAGUGUGUUCCAGUCUUACUGACAUUCUUGACAUAUUUGCAAGAAGGAUUCGACUUCCACAUCAUCUUCAACAUGAUGUCAGUUAUUCCAGGCAUCUGCGACAGAAUCAUUGAACACGAAUCAUGUGAAACGAUCUCAUCGGAGUUCUGCAGUUUCUUCGACAAAUACGGCAGUGAUCUCUUCAUUGCUUCUCUUUUCGUUCGCUUCUUAGUUAUCCAAGAAGACUUGAACUCACACGAGACAGAACUUAUCAUCAACUGCCUCAUCCACAUUUCUAACAUUUAUGACAUCUACAACAGAGAAAAAGACAAAAAUAAAGAAAAAGAAAAACAAAAUGAAGAAGAAGAACAAGAAGAAAAAGAAAACGAAGAAAACUGGUGUUUGCUUCUUGGAGUUUUAGUUGAGUAUCUGAGAUACAAGUCAUGUAAAUCACAGAAAGAUUACAAAGUCAUCUUCAAAGGUUUCAAUUACAAUUUAGAUGAUUUCAUCAAUUUCAUUUUGUCUAAUUUCAAGAGUGUUAAGAAGUUGAAUUUCGUCAUCUAUUUCAAUAUAUCGAUAUACAGACAAUUCCACUUCGUUGACAUAUCGAUCGACAAACAUGUUGUAGAACUCAUAUCUCGUUUCAUCAAAGAGUCAAAACAUUUCAACAAAUCAGUGUAUUCGUCAUUAAUCACAUUCUUGAAUAUGAUUGUCAUCUCUAGUGACUCAGAGACAAGAGUUGUUGCAUCUUCUCUCUUGUAUGAUUUGAUGAACGACAAACAUAUCGAAUUCGACGAAUCUCUGCUUAGAUACUCAAAGAUGAACAUCAAGAUGAACAAGAAGAUAACAGAUAAGAUAUCACAAACAUCUAAUGACAAUAACAAUAUUAGUAAUCAAAAUAAAAUUGUGAGUAAAUCAAAGAGCAAGAGGUUGAUUCCUUUCAUCAAUCGAAUGAGUCUUGAUUUAUCAUAUCAGAACAAAAUUGACGAAACAUCGAAUCAAAGGAGAAGAUCAAGUGUCAUCGAAUAUUACGAGAAUAACAGUAACAAACGAGAAAGAGUCAUUCUCAAAGAUUCAUUCCCUUCUGUUUCCCUAUUCGACACAGGAUUCACUGAUGACACAAACAUCGACCAAAUUCUCUGGCAAUAUGUUGUUGACAAAGCAAAAUCACUUCAAUAA
Molecule: messenger RNA, 5427 nt
Organism: Trichomonas vaginalis G3
Lineage: Eukaryota; Parabasalia; Trichomonadida; Trichomonadidae
Product: armadillo (ARM) repeat-containing protein family
Exons: 1
Coding region: 1-5427 (1808 amino acids)
Cellular component (GO): nucleolus
Source: RefSeq, a predicted model, not a curated record